Rhodofomes roseus is the source of this 558-nucleotide messenger RNA. Its product is annotated as D-Tyr tRNAtyr deacylase-like domain-containing protein. Gene Ontology annotation, molecular function: D-tyrosyl-tRNA(Tyr) deacylase activity. NCBI's taxonomy places the organism in Eukaryota, Fungi, Basidiomycota, Agaricomycetes, Polyporales, Fomitopsidaceae. The transcript has 7 exons. The coding region runs from base 1 to 558 and encodes 185 amino acids. Gene Ontology annotation, cellular component: cytoplasm. The record is from RefSeq and is a predicted model, not a curated record. Gene Ontology annotation, biological process: tRNA metabolic process.
AUGCGCGCGGUAGUGCAACGUGUGAGCUCAGCCUCGGUAACCGUCGACGGCAACGUCGUGUCGUCGAUUUCAAAGGGGCUUAUGGUCCUCGUCGGGCUAGGGAGAGACGACACCACCGAGGAUGUUGACACGAUCUGUAAGAAAAUCCUGAAGCUCCGGAUAUUUGAUGACGGCUCCGGAGCCAUGUGGAAGAAGAAUGUCAAGGACAUAGACGGAGACGUUCUCUGUGUCUCGCAGUUCACGCUCUUCGCCAACACACACAGAAGCAGCAAUCCAGACUUCCAUCGAGCAAUGGGUACAGAGGCCGGCCGGCAAAUGUAUGCGUCAUUUUUGGACAAAAUGCAGGCAUUGUACAAGCCAGACAAGAUAAAGUCCGGACGAUUUGGCGCUAUGAUGAACGUCAGCCUGACGAACGAGGGACCUGUGACGUUUACCCUAGACUCGCGCAAGUUUGAAUACGUAAACGAGCGGGGAGGCGAUGCAGGGGCGGCAAGCAAGGCAACUCAACAGCGAGCAGCCGAGAGUGGUCGAACGCCAGCAACGGAUUCAGCGACAUAA